GCUAUAGGGAAGAUUAAGCGCGCGCACGCACCACUGCAACGUGCAUACAACAUCCUCUGUGCAGAAUUAGAUAAUUAUACAAAUAAUAAGUUAGUGUUACAGAUAGCUGUUAAAGCUCUAAAUAAUAUAAUAAGACUAAACAGUCUUAUACCUACAUUGCUUAUGUUUAAAACGUACCUAAGAAUUAACAUAGAUUCUGCACUAUCCUCUAAUAUUAUUACGCAAGCUAACGCUGUACAAAAGGUGAUAAAGAUGCUUUAA
Lindgomyces ingoldianus is the source of this 261-nucleotide messenger RNA. RefSeq lists its product as uncharacterized. The transcript has a single exon. The record is from RefSeq and is a predicted model, not a curated record. The annotation marks the transcript as partial. NCBI's taxonomy places the organism in Eukaryota, Fungi, Ascomycota, Dothideomycetes, Pleosporales, Lindgomycetaceae.